AUGGAUCUACUCAUCAGGUCCUCCACUCCGACGACUUUGCGCCGGUCGUCGAGGGCAGGCUCAACUUCCGGGUACUCCGCAACAAUAGAACGGGCACCCUCACCUUGCCCACCGGGCAAAUCGGCGACAAGUUCCUCAACUACGUACCGAGACCCCAUAAAGAUGGACAAGAACAAGCUCAAGUUUCGCAUGGACCCCAGACCGCCGCCCCACCUCGUCGAGGCGCUCCGAAAGACCCCCUACGUCGGCCCUGAUAUCGAGGAGGAUCGGCAGAACAUCAACGAGAAGCUUGACAAAAAGCUUCGUGUCGACGUCGUGCAGUUUGGGGUGCUCUAUUGGGCUACCUACCCUCGCUCAGGGAAGGAGCCCCUUCAAGCCCGUUUUCUCUCUAUUGAGUGGCAGCGCGAGCUGCAUCGGCAAGCGGAGGAUACCCCAACCAUCUACCUUUCAUUCCAUCGUCUUGAAACUGUCGUUUUGGUCUUUCAAGCGGUCUCAGACUCGACCAGUUCCAACGUCAUGCCCUUCAUCAACACCGUUGUAUUGCACGUUCUUGGGAGGAAGAAAAGUGAUAUCCCUCCCAACCCAUCUCGCAGAGGCCCAGAUAGCAUCGCUCAGAACUCCCCAUCGGGGUAUAUUCCCAGAAAUAUUCUCGCUUUCCGCACCAUCACCAAAUUGCUUUCCAUGCUACAAAAGGAACCGGUACUCCCAGUUGAAGAUGUCAAACUCCAGGAACAUACCCAGCACCUGGAACUCAAGCUAACAAGCACUUUUGCUACUCUGGCUGUCAUUGAGCACGAGAUUGUGGCAGUGGCACACACUAUUGACUCUGAGACACUUGGUCUCAUCGCUUGCAAUUUUCGUCAUAGUGACAAAGACCCAAAGGCCCCCGUCUUACCAGAACCCACCAUCAUCAAUGCAGAGGUCUUGGCCAACCUUGGCUUGGUUGGUGAUCAGGCAAUAAAGCAGUAUGCUGAUGAAUACAUCCGCCCUCCAAUACCUCUGAAAAGACACACAACACCUCUGACCGCGGCCACCGGUGACUUCACACAGCAAGUGAAGAAAGCUUUGCUGUAUGGAUAUGCGAUCCAGAGACUGGCUCACGGCGCGGCCCUCAAGAUGCACCUGAAAACUAUUGAAUCCCAGCUUAGAUACUAUAAUGCCUCUCAUCCCCGAGAGCCACAGCCACAAAAGCCUGGCAAAGAGGAGGAGGAACUCGAUGAAGAUGUUGCAGCAGUCUGCCAAUCCGUCAGUGAUGGAGGUACCACGAUUUCUCUGAUAGACUCUUACAUCGACUGGUUCAGGCUUUUGAUAGCCCAUUUCGAUGCCGUAGAUAUUCUCGUUAGAUUCGUCACCGGGCCACAUUUCCGAUCCCCCACCAUUUCUGUCGACAUUUUGGUCGCCCCACCUGUGGACCAGACGUUACUCCCAUGGCGGGAACUCUUGGCCGACUCGACGCUACUUCCCACAGAUGCCAGUGACGAAGAGGAGGCUCAGACGUGGAUGCAGUGCGAAACGCGCCUUGUACGAUGCGCUGACGCCAUCCGGAUGCACUACAAGGUGUACGGCACAACACCUCCCAAACCGUCUUCGUUCGGUUUCGACAGGGCUCACAAGACUCACGGGAUAGCAAGACGUCUUGUCGCCGUCGCCCGAGACUGGUUCAUUAUCUGGAUGGGGUUCCUGUCGUACCUCAUUGCCCAGUCUCGCGCAAACCCGUUUAAUUGGCCCGAUUGCAAACAGAAGGACUGGGGCCAGAAAGGGGCGCUCCCCAAGUGGUACAUGGUGCUCCGACAGGAAGGAUUCCCGGAGGACUGGCUCAGUGGCCUCUUGACAUCGGACGUGUGCGAUUUUUCUCGACGAACGCCCCGUGCAGGCAUCGUGGUCGACUGGACAUGCGGCAACAUAUUCACAUGGAGUAGGAUCAUUUCAUCUGGAGGGAAGGAGAUUUUCAUGCGGACACGCGUUGAAAAAAGACGACACGACAACGUCUUCAACGAGUACACCCCCGCUCAAUGUCGAUACAAUGCUCUCGAGAAUGAAUGGGACCUGUUUGAGGAAUUUGCACUGGAAGUCAAGUCGAAGAAUGGUCAGGAUUAUGUGGGCUAUGAGCAUUCAGACAGUGAGGAUGAUGGCUUUGAUCCUUUUGAAGGCUACGAGCACCUUUAUGUCAGUGAAGACCAGAACGUCUCACCAACCUCUCCAGACGGAAUCCCCCCCUCUGGUGCCUCUCCUGGUGCCUCCCCCGCCUCUCCUGAACCUGAUGAAGUAGCAGUACCCAUGGAUGCUGAAACCAACCUCCUGGUUUCCCUCCGCCUUAUGUACGGAUUCAACCCAUCCCCUACUGCUCAAACACCCCACCCUCAAGCACCCAACCUCCGGAGUUGGUCAGAUGUCCUGGGUGUCAUCGGGACAAAAUCAGAACCUGAUGUCUCAGACCGAGACAAGGUUCUAAUUCGUGAGUUCAUUUCAUGCCUCAUCGACAGCUCUUCGGGAUUGCCAGCACCCUCCGACAACCUCAACGCAACAUCGGAUCAGCCUUUGGCAACAUCCUUUGCGCUCGACACUGUGGAACGCAUCAGUGAGGACCUAUACGUGUUCAAGCUACCUCCUUCCCCCUCUUGCAAAUGGGUCAUCGGUGUUGAUCGCCCCACGACUGUUCUUUACAUCUGUCGACUGGUUGCCUCCACUCCGAACACGCAUAUGGUGCUGACAAUCGCCUACCACCUACUUGAGCACCACAUACCCUUCCGCACCCUCCUUCUGCAGGCCUCCUCGGAGCCCGAACAGCUCAAUCUCCCAUACGCAGACAACGCCAACCGUUUUAACAAGCACCAAUUCACGACAGCAGACUUCGACAGUGCUAUGCUCGAGUGCCGCGCGCUGCUGGGCCGCCUGCAAGGGCGAGCUGCAAUACUUCGCGGUGGCAUUGUAGGGAGGAUUGCAAGGGAAUUCGGUAGUAAGGAGUCUGGGUUGCAAGGACCGUCCAUCGAGGUCACAGUGCAUCAUUCGGGGUACUUUGUCCCGUCUAAACACGACGGGUAUUUCUACUGGGAUGACGACCUCACUGGUGAGGAGAUUGCAUGUUUGUGUGGGACAUACUGCCUCUAUACAGGGUGUGGCGAGCAGACAACAACGGUCUCGUGGUUCCCUCCUCCGGACAUUUGGGACAAGCAGGGUUAUGGCUGGCCAGGAUGGACGGAAACUAACGAGGAGUUUUUCCAGCAGUGGAUAGCAGACAUUCGCAAGGGCAAUGCCAAACCCCUGUCACGUCAAAACUGGUGGCGCAAGGUUCAUAGCAUCAAGAACACGAGGUCGAUGCUUAAGAACAACAGGGAACGGGCAAAGGCAUACGUCGAGUUGAACAUUCAUGCUAUGUAG
Molecule: messenger RNA, 3378 nt
Organism: Cyclocybe aegerita
Lineage: Eukaryota; Fungi; Basidiomycota; Agaricomycetes; Agaricales; Hemipholiotaceae
Source: the annotation of a GenBank genome assembly